AUGGACGACCUCACCCCUUCGGACCUCUUCUCACCGAGCAAGGCUCGUGCCCAGCGGGCUCUUACUCAAGACUGGGCCCAGAUUGAGUCCUGGCUGUCCUACAAAUACGCAGGCCGAGCGAUCCCUACCUUCGAACGCAACGAGGAGACCUUGAAAGUUCUACGGGAGCUGUCUACUGCGAAUGAACGUGCAGAUGAAGAUAGAACCAUGAUUGAGAGACUGGAGAGAGAGGCAUUAAAGGUGUUGGAUGAGUCGAGCACAAACGAGGACGAGAACCCCAUGAAGAAAGCUUUAAUCGACAAUCUUACUCCCGCCGGUGCCGACGCUUUGACAGCCUUGACCUCUACAGCUACAACACUUGAUGCCACUGGACUGGAUACUCUUAGCAUGGCUCAUUCGAUUAUACACCUUACAUCCAGCGCACAACAGAUAUCGAACAAUCUCGCACACAUCCAGACUCUCCAGGGAUAUCUUCAAAAACAGCACUCCCUCCUCCGCGAUCAACUCGCCUUACUUCAGACCGAUCCCGCGUUCGGCGCACCGCCCACGUUGCACCGACAAACAACCGAACAAGUUCGACAAAUGAAACAUGUAAAGGCGAAGAUACGGGAAUACGAAGACAGAUUCUCUUCAUUGCAGUCAUUGCAAAAUCGGAGUUUGAAGAGGAUAGGGGAUGCUAGUUCUGCUGAAGCAAUGGCGGACACGCUGGAGCAACAGAAGGCUCUUCGGGAGCUGAGGACGGUAGUCGAAGACCUAGAGGCCAGAUUAGCUGUGUUUGCAGAGCUCCCAGCCGAUAAGGAGGCUGCGAGGCGAGAACUGGGCAGACUGGAGGUCGAGCUUGACGGACUGAGGAGAAGAAGAGAUGCAUUGUUUGAGAGCAUGGUGGGAAAUUGAUCAUGUCUUUAGGGAUGAAUUGCUCCAUGAAACGUUUUUGCAGAGCUAAUUGCUAUCUACUUGACUAUCCUAGCCUAUCAUGGUCGUGUGACGUGGGCUAUCGUUUCGAGCAUAAAGCAUCCUUUUACGAUUUGGACGCGGUACCUAUUCUGCGACCUCGAUCUAAUACAUCGGCUUUUAGCCUCUCCACCACGUUCCUACCAAGCCAGUUCAGCCUCCCUGUUCCUGUUUGUGCACAUCCCUCCGCCCACUCGAACAGGAGUCUUAGCUCCCAGAGCUCCUUCAACUUCCAGGUUUUCCCCAUCUCCUCUAGCACCAGUCGUGCA
Messenger RNA from Aaosphaeria arxii CBS 175.79, 1220 nucleotides. RefSeq lists its product as uncharacterized. NCBI's taxonomy places the organism in Eukaryota, Fungi, Ascomycota, Dothideomycetes, Pleosporales. The record is from RefSeq and is a predicted model, not a curated record. Gene Ontology annotation, cellular component: cytosol; HAUS complex. Bases 1 to 894 code for a protein of 297 amino acids. The transcript has 2 exons. Gene Ontology annotation, biological process: spindle assembly.